UGUGGUGUAAACUUCGACAGCAAGUUGCUACGCGAAGUAGGUGAUAUGUUACAGAUAUACAAGACCCAUACAACGCCUUUCCACCCAGAAGGCAACGGCCAAGUCGAGCGAACGAAAGGCACGCUCAACAACCUUCUUAAAGCCUUUACUAGGGAUCAUCAUCCCCUCGACUGGGACCAACGCCUCCCCUGCGCCCUAAUGGCUUACCGAGCGAUGGUCUACUCGUCCACCGGCUAUACGCCUUUCAUGAUGAUAACACGGCGCACCUUUCGGCUUCCCAUCGACUCUCUGACACCCCAACCAUCUCCCGCCUUCCAGUCGACCAAUGACAACGUCCUAUACCUACAAGAACUUUUGCGUCUCACCUACAACCUAGCCCGGCGCAUCGUCAAAGUUCUUCAACCACUGGGAGGGGCCAUUCCGCGUCGUCGACGUCAUCUAUCCGUCCACACCAAUGACUACGUCCUACAGCUACAAGAACUUUUGCGCCUCACCUACAACCUAGCCCGGUCACAUCUAGAGACAGCCUACGACCGCCAGAAAAAUGACUUCGACCGCCAAACGUUCGGUUCCCCAUAUGUCGAGGGCGACCUCGUGUGGAAGUACCGCUCCGUUCCCCUCUUAGGCACAUCGUCAAACUUCUUCAACCAUUGGGAAGGGUCAUACCGCGUCGUCGACGUCAUCCAUCCGUCCACGUACGUUCUCCAAGACAGGCAGCCCAGCAGGCUCCCUUUCACCGCGCAUUUUGAUAAGUUGAAACCCUACCGGUGUCAGCUACCUAUGGCCACGGCAGAAGUAACCCCGGUCAUACCCCCUCAUCUGGUAGCGAUACCCGUCAGGGAGGAGACAGUGGAAACCAAAAUUGCCACUGGCCCUGCGGACAGGGCUCCGUCUGAGGAGGGGAGUGUGUAA
Molecule: messenger RNA, 912 nt
Organism: Dibothriocephalus latus
Lineage: Eukaryota; Metazoa; Platyhelminthes; Cestoda; Diphyllobothriidea; Diphyllobothriidae
Source: the annotation of a GenBank genome assembly